ACUUCCAAGUCUUAAUUAAGAAGAGAGAUGUCAUUGACAGGCAAAAGAGUUGCUCAGAUUAAGAUCAAGGCGAAAGGUGAUGUUUUUCAAAACUGUAAAACACACGAUGGUGAAACUGGAACUGUGGGUUGUGUCCUUCACUGGAACUACUUUCAUGAUGGAAAAAACUGUGUGGCAAAAACGCUAAUCCUUGACAUCGACGAGGAGAAGAAGUUAACCAGCUUUAAGAUCGUUGAAGGCGAUUUCCUAGAGUUGUAUAAAAACUUUCUCAUAUAUCACAUGGACCGUCGAGUAUGA
This is a messenger RNA of Erigeron canadensis, 297 nucleotides long. RefSeq names its product MLP-like protein 34. Gene Ontology annotation, biological process: defense response. Lineage: Eukaryota; Viridiplantae; Streptophyta; Magnoliopsida; Asterales; Asteraceae. Bases 28 to 297 code for a protein of 89 amino acids. The record is from RefSeq and is a predicted model, not a curated record. The transcript has 2 exons.